UGCACACUAAAUUGUGUUAAAGCAAAUAUACCAUUGAAGAAGAAGUAGUAAACGGAAGUAAACGUUGACGAAGAACACUUUUCACGUUAGCGUUUUUAGUGUUGUUAUUUAGACAUUUAUUAACACCAUGGAACUUAAAAUAUGACCAAUUGAACUGCACAGCAUCACAUACUUACCACAGGUCGUCGUUAAUUCGCGUUGGAGACAGGGCUUGGUUGAUGAUAUCUAGCUAGGUGGUAACGUUAACUAACAAUGGCCAAUUGUGUGGGUUUUCACACUCAGAUAGCCUCCAUCAUGGAGGUUCUAGCGAAUGCAGCCGUGGCAGAGAUCUGUAAACUCGUAGACGACGACUAUGCAGUGUUUCGUCUGGAAGUAACUCAAAGCCAGAAAGAAAACAGGGGAUUGCGGAGGAAACUACAGUUACUGGAACUGAAGGUGGCACGAGAGCGCGCAGAGAGGACAACGCGAGAGCGCGUCCUCGCCAGUCGUCCCAGUAGUGUCAAGAUCCUCGACCGAUACAGAGGAAUGUCAAGAGGUGAAGGACAUCUCACUGGAGGCCACAGGAGCUUUGUGAAGCCAGCGGGACACAAUACAUUGAGAGAUGACCAACCAAUUACUGUUGAUGAGGGGAAUGGAACCUCAACCCAGCACGUUAUUGUGAUAGAGGCUGCAGGUCCUGGGGUCAAGCAGGAGAGGACUAAAGGAGAGAAGGAGCCACGGCACAGCAGAGACAUCCAGACUAGAGAGCCCUCUGUAGCCGCGGAGGACCCCACCUCCGCCCCAGCGCCAUGUAGGACCCGACCCAGCAUCACCGAGGUCAGUGGAACGCCGAACACCGUCCUCAAGUCAGAUACAGACACGGAGACUUUAACUGCAACACACAGGCUCUUACACACAGGAUCUGACCACAGAUCAGACCCAGAGAGACUGGGGCUCGGGCCACUGGGCUGUCCUCCUGCUCCUGGUUCAGAGUACUUACCAGUAUUUCACCAGAGCCAAAGAACGGUUCAUUCCCGUGGAGAUUGUGAUGGUGACACGUUAGACACUGGUGGGGAUGUUCCGUCUUGUUCUUACGCAACAGAGAUGGACCCUGACAACAUGCCCUUGGGUUUAGACACACAGGCUGAUCUGUCCAGAGGGGACUGGAACCAUUACAGUAAUAGUGGAUUCUCUGAUGGGUGCCUAAAUAAGAAAGGGGGGGUUAUAGUCAUAGAUGAAGUGACUGUGAAAGUGGAGGGCGACGCUCCUCUGACCUUGAAUGCAGACGAGACUCACUUAGGGGAAGGACACUCACAAGGCAGAGAUUUCUUAGAUUACAGGGAAAGCUUAGAGACAAAUCCAAACGUUGCAACCCACUCCCCUUUACACACGCUCAGGGAUCGGGACCCAGUGUCUACGUUGAUGGGGCCUUCUGAUUCACAGGGCUGCAUCCUUUUUGAUCAGGUAUUGAACUCAAAGGACCAAAGGGCCAAUGGGAGGGGAGGGGGAGCAACGUCAGGCAGUAGUAAAGAGAAACGGUUCCUCUGCAUGUUCUGUAACAAAGGCUUCAGCUGCCUCCAGAAGGUGGAGAUCCACCAGAGGGUCCACACAGGGGUGAAACCCUUCAGCUGUACCCAGUGUCACAUGCGUUUUGCUGAGGCUGGCAAUCUGAAGAGGCACCAGAGGGUCCACACAGGGGAGAAACCCUUCAGCUGUACCCAGUGUCAUAUGCGCUUCUCCCACUCGUCCAGCAUGAAGAGGCACCGGAGGGUCCACACAGGGGAGAAAUAUUAAAGCUGCCCCGAGUGUGAGAAGAGGUUUUCCCAUCAGAACUAGCUGAAGAUGCACAUUUAGGUCCACAUGGGAGAAAGGCUGUUCACCUCUACGCAAUGUGGGAAGAGGUUCUCAGAGAGGAGCAGAAAAACCAUUCCACUAAAUAGCUUAUGAUGUUUAGAUCAAACCCUGCAUUAAAGACAGGUUGAUUUUCAGUAUUGUCAGUUGAAAAGAUCCACAGAUGCAUUUGGAAUGACGAGAGUAACAGAUUUCAGUGUUGAAUAUUCCUGGGUAGAAUAUUGCAUCCAGACAUUGUAUUUAAGCCUAAAAAGUCUGUUACAUAUUGUGUUUGUACUGUGUAGGCUAUUUGAUGUAUAUUCAACUACUUUAUUUUUUAUCCCCCGAAGACAAUUUUUAUGAGAAAAUGAUUGCAGUUUAAAUUUUGGCCUGUCCCGACUAAAAGAAAUGUUGGUCGCCUGAGAGUCGUCUGUUCUUUCAACAAUCGAUUGGUAGAAAUUUUAAACAUAUUUUUCAAUAUAUAUGUAGUGUUUUAAUAAAAUCAACUGUAUGUACUAGAUUGUGUAAUGCUUUAAAGGGGAAUUACACCUGCUGAUUUGGCCUUGUUUUUUGGCUUGCUCCUCAAGAAAUGCUGGUGGCCAUGACAGAAGCCAAACGUGAGUUGGCUUGGGUGUGUGGAUUGAUGUGGGUGUCAGAAACUUGCCCACAGCUUUCCCCUCACUCAGUCACAACAAACCAACCUCCUGCAAGUUGAGCUCAAUAACUACAGGCAGAUAUAGAGAAGCUUUGAAUAGAUCAUUAGCCUAAAGAGUAAUAUAAGAAGAAUGUAAUUGAUAAAUGUAUGUAGAUAUUCUAAAACAAAUUGUUUUGAAAACUUUCAAACAUAGUCACAGGUCCAUGUAGAAUAAACACUUUACAUAAUACAAUAUAAGCACUGUUCUGCUGAUAUAACAAUGUGAACCUUUCAUCUUUUAUUAUCGUUCCCAGCCGAUACAAAUAUUGUGCCGAUCUGCAUUUUGUCUUUAGGUUUUUGGGCUACCUUAGCAAACAUGUCGGAGUAGCCAUACCUUCCUGUGUGGUGUCCCGCUCAUAACAGGAGAUCCCUGAUCCUGGUUCAGAAUACACAGGGUUCCUCCCUCCACAUAUUGUCCAAUACCAUUUAAUAAAAGAAAUACAAGUAAAAUUGUGUCUAGUAAAAUGUUAAUGCCGACUGCCAGGUCUUUCUCCCUUCAGAGACAUCAGUAUCAAGCCCGUCUGCCAGUCUGAACUUCCAUCACAUCAUCUUGCAAGUCUCCAUAUGCUGGCUCCAUACAUGUUUCUGUGAACACAUACAUAGUCACUGUUCUAUCACCAAUGGCAGUUAGGAUAGGUAAUAUCUGACACGAACGGCUACUAUGUUGAAGUUUGAACAGGUCAGACUAAACCUACCUAUUUCUGUUCUCCCUAUUGAUGACCGGUGGUGAGCAGGCAAGAGUUGAGGUCUUUUCCAGAGCCCCAUUGAUGGGCAUAGCAGCAUACAUCAGCUCCUGGCCACUCAUCAAAGGUUGAAGCACAUCCCUAACAUCCAGACAGAUGUCAAGAACUUGAACCUCCCAGCCACCAGGAUAAUCAUCUUGUUCUUGGAGUUUAUUCACAAGGUGCUACAGAGAGAAUAUUCCAAGGGCCUCCAGCGGCUUCUGACCAAUUAUCUGCGAUCUCGCCAGAGCACAGAGAAGCAAGGUCCGCUGGUGGUAAUAUACUUUAUGCUCUAUGUAAACCCCCUUCACUAUGGCUGUCUGUGUGAUGACAUACUGUAGCAUAUAAUCCAGGGCCACUGGUUGGAUUGGAUUUACUGUACUGAACGUGUCCAUCCCCCUGUCCCCAUGGGAGUCUGCUGGGCCAUGGAACGCUAGAGCUGCACAUCAAAACACCUGCCACCAUGUUGUCAUUUAUCAGCAGACAGUUCCCUGAAGAAGGAUGCAACCAAGGUCUUAAGAGAACCAAAUUAAAGGGGAUGACCAACGAAUGCAAUAAAGUUUUGUAUAAAUUG
Oncorhynchus masou masou (cherry salmon) is the source of this 3799-nucleotide messenger RNA. RefSeq names its product zinc finger protein 449-like. Lineage: Eukaryota; Metazoa; Chordata; Actinopteri; Salmoniformes; Salmonidae. Gene Ontology annotation, cellular component: nucleoplasm. The record is from RefSeq and is a predicted model, not a curated record. The coding region runs from base 253 to 1773 and encodes 506 amino acids. Gene Ontology annotation, biological process: regulation of transcription by RNA polymerase II. The transcript has 5 exons. Gene Ontology annotation, molecular function: RNA polymerase II cis-regulatory region sequence-specific DNA binding; DNA-binding transcription repressor activity, RNA polymerase II-specific.